UCAUCGUUCUUCUGAACGACAUCACCAGCACAAACUCCUAGCUUUAGGUUACAUUUAACAGCUUAGUAGCCAUAUAUAAGCUGAUUCGUAUCUGAAAGGAAUUUAAUCAACAGUCACAUAAAGCGGCUAUCGGCUUCUCGUUAAUUAACGAGAUGAAUAAUCAUUGGAAUUCAAAACUAACUUUAUUUCACUUGCAGGAACCAAGGACUCAAUAUCGCUGAACGUUCAGCAAGGAUACAUAAGUCUGUUUGAAUGCCUCAAUUCAGUUUGUGGUUACAGUAGUCGAGUGUUUGGAUUCAUUAGGGUAAACUCAGUCAGAAACCCGGAAUUGUUUUUCUGUGGCAUGGUCCAAGCGUAUAAAAGUCAGUCGGCGUACGGUAAAAUGUCAUAACAUAGUGGAUGUCAACCACUCGUUAUAUUUAGUUUUUAUGCCUAUGGGGACUCAAAAUUACUGUAUAAUCCUGGUGGGUCGACCCAAGAUGUAACUCUCAAGUUUCUGUUUUAGUGAAACUCCAAAGUAUCUUUCCUUUUUGUCAUUGCUAUCCGGCUACCCGUUUUGCUAAAUGUUUACCGUAUAUUUUAACUUAUAUUUCUGUUUCUGCUACGUAUAUAUAAAACUUCUUAUUCGAAUAGUUAACUGGACGCUUUCUUAUGAACAAAAAUUUGUAAAUAACACAGCUACCGAUGAAAAAGUCAAUAUAAUAAUAGACUGCUAUUGAAGUUGGCAAACUUGGUAUUGCCGGACCUCUUUUAAAAUGGAUUAAGAAUUUCCUAGUAGGUCGUAGGCAAAAAGUAAGAAUGAAUUCCAAGUGCUCCAUCUGGAGACCAGUACUUAGUGGAGUACCCCAAGGUUCCGUCCUAGGUCCUUUACUUUUUAUAAUGUACGUUAAUGAUCUUACAAGUAUAGUACAGUCUCCAAUGUUAUUAUACGCUGACGAUGUAAAAAUUUGGCGAGUAAUAACUGGAGACACAGACGCAUUUACUCUUCACGCGGACUUAAAUAAUAUGAUAAACUGGUCUAAAGAGUGGCUAAUGCCUAUCAACUCGGAAAAGUGUGUCUACAUGCACUUGGGGGAUUCAAAGGUUAAUACGUACAACAUAGGGGAUGUGUCAUUACCCGUAGUCCGGUCUCAUAAAGACCUAGGGGUGACAGUGAGCAAUGAUCUUAAGACGACGACCCAUUGCCGGGAGGUCGCAGUUAAGGGGUUUCGAACCCUCUGGGCUUUAAAAAGGACAUUCACUAAGCUUGAUACUACCAUGUUUACCACAUUAUACACAUCCUUAGUGAGAACUAAGUUAGAGAACUGUGUUCAGGCUGCAUGCCCCUGUUUAAAAGGGAACUCAGACAUACUAGAAAAGGUACAGAGGGCAGCUACGCGUGCAAUUCCGGAACUCCGGGGUUUAUCAUAUAAAGAGCGGCUUGAAAAACUGAACCUCUUUACACUGUCCUAUCGCAGACUAAGGGGAGAUCUAAUAUUGAUGUACAGAAUACUGAGAAAUGAUUUCGGACCUAACUUAUUCUCUCUCUUUCUUCCCACUAGAUCGGGACACCUCAGAGGACAUAGCAGGCGAGUAGAAAAGCCAAGAACGAACAAAAUACCCCUGGCAUACAGGUUUUCACACCGAGUCAUCAAUACUUGGAACCUGCUGCCUGAAGCAGUGGUAUCCGCACCUUCAAUUGACUCUUUCAAGAGAAGACUGGACACUCACAGAAGCAUACUAGAAAAGGAAUAACAUAGGCCGUAGGCCUUCUGUCCUUACUACACAAAUCCGAAUCUG
Schistosoma intercalatum is the source of this 1779-nucleotide messenger RNA. The record is from the annotation of a GenBank genome assembly. NCBI's taxonomy places the organism in Eukaryota, Metazoa, Platyhelminthes, Trematoda, Strigeidida, Schistosomatidae.